Molecule: messenger RNA, 1934 nt
Organism: Electrophorus electricus (electric eel)
Lineage: Eukaryota; Metazoa; Chordata; Actinopteri; Gymnotiformes; Gymnotidae
Source: RefSeq, a predicted model, not a curated record
GCGUGCGGUAAGUAACGCCGGGUUCGCCUAUUGUUUGAAGUUUAGCUCUUCGAUUCGUUUUCUCUGUAACUUUUACGCUCUUGUUCUUUACAUGGCUUUUAUUCUCUACGUCUACGUACGUCAAUAAUGUACUGUAAAAGUGAGAUUUAAUUAGCAGCUAGAACCGACCGACCGAGCUAGGUCGUUUAUGUCCGAAAUACAGUGUCUGACUAGAUGACAUUAAAAUGACUGAUUAAAUGGACCCAGAUAGCUUGCAUGCGCGUCUGGAGUGGUGCUUUACAACUCGAGAUUGACUAUAAUGCUGUAUUCUAUGUAUUUAAUGUAUUGCAGACGCGCAGCGGUGUACUGCGUUCCUUAGAAGUGUUCACUAAGCAAAACGCGACCGUUUUGGUGAUAUUCUAUAUGUGACACUGAUGUGUGUGUUCUUCUUUCUACAGUUUGUGUAUUGACUAGCGAUUCAAGUAAGACGUCUUUUGUCUCCGCAGACGCGCGUGCGUGUGCACGACGCUUGUGUCUUUUCCUCUCUUGUUUCAUUUUGGACAGAAUGGAUGACAAGUCCGCAUUCAGGCGAGAGACCUUUAGCGAGCCCACCCUCCAGCCUUCGCCCGAGACCGUGGAGCUGUCCAACGCCUACAAGCGUCGGCCGACCCCGUCUUGGGUUUGGAGCGCCCAGAGGAUGACGGAGGAGGCCAAGGACCGCGUGGUGGCGAGCGUGGGCGAUCCCGGGAACGCCCGGCCAGUGCUGAGCGAGAGCACGGUCCAGUACCGGGGCGAAACAUUUAAAUGGCUGCUGAGCCACGAAGUGGGAUACGCCGUCAUGGUGUUGGCGGUCCAUCAAACAGGGACAGGUCCUCCUCUCCUGGGUGGGAGGACCAACGUCUCGUCGGCUUCGGGGAACAUCAGAGCGUCUCGUAUAGGGACCUGUAUGAGGAUAAGGACAGUUAGAAGAGGAGUUACGUCCUGUGGAUCUGGCGGCAGAAGGUUAGGCCUGAGAGCAAGAUGGAGGCACUGCAAAAAAGCAGGCGUCUUCAGCCAUCGGAGUUCCAAAGCCAGGCGCGCACAGGAGCCUUCCUACGCCAAGCUGCUGGCUGUGUCCAUGGAACUGGACGCUGAAGCUAUAAUGGGAAGGACUUGGAAGCGGUCAGCUCUCUUGUCCUCUACUCCAGAGGUCCCUGCACCACCCCAGCGCUCCCUGCAGAUGGCUGAACCGGAAAAGCAGACUUCGCAAAUGCAGCCAAUGCCCACUGCUGAGGUGCUUCUGCCUGAGGGCUGGAAGCAGAUGCUGCCCAGAGAGCAGCAUCAGUGGGUGAGCUGGGUGCUCUUCAACAGAGAGCAGUCUGGGAGGCCAGUGCUGACCAAGAAUCUACGUCUGUGGUGGUCGCCUCCCGGACCCUGGCUGGUUUACAUGCAACCUCCGUCUUCGUUCAACGCCUUCUUUCACAGCAGACUGUUCCUGUGGAUGCCGUACCGCAUGUCGGCAUUCAAGCUGCUUUACGCACAACCCGAGUGCCGUCGGCUGGUCCAUAAGCUGACGGCCUGUGGGCUGUACAAGACUUUCCGGAGGGUUUUGGAUUUCAGUGGCUGGUACUUCAUGGCCACUGUGAAUCUGUAGUGCCGCUGCUGUAAGAAGAAGGUGGCGGGCUAGUCGCAGGACAUAUUGGAUCAGCUGAACCCCGUCCAUUGGGCGAAGUUCCCAGUGGUUCUGACAUACAAGUGUGUGUGUGUGUGUGUGUGUGUGUGUGUGUGUGUGUGUGUGUGUGUGUGUGUGUGUGUGUGAGAGAGAUAUUUUGUGAUGGAUUAAUGUGUGACCUGUUGGUUCCUCUGUGUGAUUUUGUGUUGGCAUUCUUUAGCCUGUCCUGCGACAAGGGGGUCGUUUGCCUGAUGUGGGGUCGCUCUCUGGGGAACAGUGUGACCUCGCUGCACAGGCAUCUGUG